Molecule: messenger RNA, 1689 nt
Organism: Penicillium chermesinum
Lineage: Eukaryota; Fungi; Ascomycota; Eurotiomycetes; Eurotiales; Aspergillaceae
Product: putative LysM domain protein
Exons: 1
Coding region: 1-1689 (562 amino acids)
Source: RefSeq, a predicted model, not a curated record
AUGAGUUUCCAAACUAGCUUCGCCAAUGCGUCCUUGACCCCCAACUCCGUCAGCGCAAGCUCCGCCUCCACCUCCAUGCGGUCGCGCCCUCGCCGAUUGGUGUCCUUUCUGGAAGACGACGAGGAUGACUCCCGGCAGAGCAACAAUAAUUCCUCCGCAGAACCGCCGCCAUUGACUACAGGUUCAUCUGCAAAUCUCCUGGAUGGAACCGUUCGCUCUCGCGGUGCCACCCCCUCGCCGCUUUCAUCCCGAGGGACGUCGCCGAUGCCUCUGAAACAUCCUUCGCGAGUCACACAGUCAGAACGUCGGAGCCGCAAUGAGAACAGUUUUUUUGGAUCAAAUGGGACAUCGAAGACAUCUUCAUCGCGGGGCGCUACCGACUUCCUGGAUUCGUCCUGGUCUUCCAUCCAGAGCCUUGCGUCAUCGGUGUUGGGGAGCGAUAACGGGCGAAACGCUCUCAACAAUGGGACGAAAUCGCACGCGCGAAGGAAACCAUCACGAUCGGACGUAUAUAUCAAGAGUACGCCACGUUCAACACCAACGUGGGGUCCAUCCGGGCCCGCCUCCCCGGAAAUUGGAACUGGAACCAAGGAGGAACGACAGGCGCUUGUGCAAGCCAAGAAGAGAGAGGCGCUUUUACUUGCAGAUUCAGAUUUGAUAUCCGGACGCAACAUACGACACAAAAGACGCGACUCAGAGGAUUAUUUUGAUCAGGCGCCUGAUCCUGAACAGGACGAGGACGCCCUUGCUUAUGUUCAUCAAGUUCAACCAUCGGACAGCAUCACCGGAGUUACUAUCAAAUACGGGUGUCAAGUUGCUGUGUUUCGAAAAGCCAACGGGUUCUGGCCAAGUGACAGCAUUCAGAGCAGGAAGACGGUUCUUUUGCCGGUUGACGCGUGCAGCGUGAAAGGACGACCAAUACGGACCACCGAGCCAUUGGACCUGUUGGGUCCUGAUACUGAGGACGCAUCUGGCAGCUCUAUCACUCCAGAUGUGGAAGCCCCGUCAACAGAGCAAUCGAGCUUGGAUUCAACGGAAGCCGAGGCCAAUCGGGUCUGGAAACACGAAUCAUGGGUGCAAGUCGACGGAUUUCCGGCGCCAGUUCAGAUUGGACGCGUCCCACGAAGAGCUUUGGGGUUCUUCCCACGAUCACGCAGGAAAUCAGUGUCCCAUUCCGAGUCUGGACCUCCUUCUGUCUUUUCCCCAGAUGCAACGAGAUCUCCAUCGCCAGACGGAUCUCCAGAUCUUGACUCAUUCCAGGAUACCCUUCCUCGCACCCGGCCUCGUAACAGUCAAGCGAACCCGAAAGACUCUAGAAACCCUCGCCCUCUCCAUCGUCGCCAGCGCAGCAGUAUCAAUCUUUCUGGAACUGGUGUUGGUACUCUUGAUCGCGAGGCUACGGGACCUGGGCCGGCUCUUGACGGUCUCACAAAGUUUUUCGCACAGCAUAUGCCACACCUCGCCCCGCCACCUCAACCAGACCCUCUACGAAAGGCUUCAUUCGAGUCAGGGUCUCCGGCAGCCUCUAAUGCCUCUACCAGCCUUGAAAACAUCGGUGGUGCCCUGGAGGGCUGGGUCCGCAAAGUUGCGACUCGCGCGAAGGUCGGCAUCAGCGAGCUACAACAAGGUUCUGCGAAUCAACAAGCCACUAGCCGGGGUCGCAGCGUCGGCCUCUGGGGGGAUUGGUGA